Aspergillus aculeatus ATCC 16872 is the source of this 537-nucleotide messenger RNA. RefSeq lists its product as uncharacterized. The transcript has a single exon. The coding region runs from base 1 to 537 and encodes 178 amino acids. Lineage: Eukaryota; Fungi; Ascomycota; Eurotiomycetes; Eurotiales; Aspergillaceae. The record is from RefSeq and is a predicted model, not a curated record.
AUGGUACUGACAGAAGUAAACGAGGCCAUGGAUCCCCUCGAGGAGAGCCUCGAGAAAUUUGCCGAGGCCUGCUUGCGGGUAAUCUCGCGGUACAUGCACGGCUGCGAUGCUCGAAGCGUGUCUCAACUCAAGGAGCAGAUUGAGGCGACCCUGAGUUUAUUGCAAUUCUCGUCCCAGUAUCUCAGGGAGCUCGCUGCUAAGGUGGAUACUCUGCCUUCGCCCCGGGAGAAUCUGUCUUCCCCCGAGACUGAUACUUGGUCUCUGCCCGCGGCAGAUACUCAGCCUUUGCGCCGGGUGACUCUGCCUUCCAACCAGGAGAUACAAGACUCGAUGUUGCCUGACUCGCUGGAUCGUCGGCGUGGCGAGGAGAUCGAUGCCGCGGUGGACGCCGCGGCGGCAUCCGAGGAGGACCCUUGGUUCCGCGCGGAGGAGGCACGACAUCGUUACCCUCCACCAAGGGUCCACAAAAUGGGGUAUGACGUCUUCGACCGCCGCCGCACGCAGGGGGAAUUCUGGCCUCGCGGGUCUGUGCGGUGA